Candoia aspera is the source of this 2503-nucleotide messenger RNA. RefSeq lists its product as uncharacterized. The transcript has 5 exons. NCBI's taxonomy places the organism in Eukaryota, Metazoa, Chordata, Lepidosauria, Squamata, Candoiidae. The coding region runs from base 44 to 1426 and encodes 460 amino acids. The record is from RefSeq and is a predicted model, not a curated record.
CGUCUGUCGCCAUUUUGGAUCGGAAACGAGGCUGCGGGGGCCAAUGGAGAACAGCAGCAGCAGCAGCGUUUGCUCGCAGGCUCCCUCGGACACACCAUGCAAUUGUGGUGUGCACUCUGGGCCGGAGAUGCAGGUGUCUGCCGGAUCCUCCCCCACCAGAAGAAAGAAGAGAAAGCUGAGCAGCUUGCAGCUCACACCAGAUGACUUUGCAGAAGCUGCCCCAUGCCUUGGUGACCUGGCUGAGGGGACAAACAGUGGCAGCCAGCCUCUCCACCACCCCAGCCAAUUGGAGCAGACAGCAAUCCAUGAUCAUGCCCUGUACUGCAUCCCUGAGGAAGCAGCAGCUCUGAAGAACCUGGUGAGGGAACUGAAGGACACUGUGUCCCACCAGAGCGAGCUCCUCCUCAGCCUGCAGAAGACUAUAGAGGACCAGGAAAACCAGUAUCAGGAACUUCAGGAAAAAGCAGAAGCCGAGAAACAGCAUGUUCUCUCUGACCUUGGAGCAGAUGUUUCUCAACUCAAGGCCGAGAACCAAAACCUGUGCUGCCAGCAGGACCAGCUGGAGUCCUGGGGGCAAUGCUUGCAGAAGCACGAUGCCCACAGAACCACCAUCCUCUCACUGGGCAAGCAACUGAGGGGGCAGCUUGAGGCCCGAGCACAACAUGGGGUCUUCUCCCUUGAGUGUGUCAAGACUCACCGCAAGUGGUUGAGGUUCUACACAGGCUUUGAUGGGUACCCUCGCCUCAAGGCCUUCUUGGAGUUCCUCCAGGAGGGGGAGUGUCUGGAGAAUGGUCCUCCCUGUGCCCUCAGCCCUGAGAACCAGCUCUUCUUGGUGCUUGUCCGGUUGCGCUUGGGGCUCCUUCUUCAAGACCUGGCUUUUCGUUUCCGUAUCUCUGAAUCCACAGCCUCCCGCUACUGGCUGAGCUGGAUGGAGCUCAUGGAGAGGAGACUGCGACAGGUUCCAGUUGCCUGCAGCCAGCGCUACAUAGAUGCCUUCAAGCCACAACACCAACUUCAACAUCACGACAUGGUGCUGGUGGCUCUGGACUGCGCAGAGCUUUUUUUCGAAGCCCAAGGAAAGACACGAAGCAAAGGAGAUGGCGGCUGCCGAAGUCCUCGGGCCCACUAUUCCACCCAUGGGUACGCUCUGGCCGCACCCAGCGGCUUCCUCACGUUCAGUGCGGGAACCGGCCGUGAGUUGCCCACACUGCCUCCGUUCCUGCAGGUAGGACACAUGGAGCUGACAGCUCAGCAAGAGACUGCCAAGAGGAAAGUGCUGAGCUUACGCAGCAUGACAGACAAGGCUUUCAGCUUCCGCUUCCUGCGGCUGGUUCACCCUCAGAAUAUGGAAAACCAAGUGAGCCGGGCCUGGGUCGUUUCCUGCUACCUGGCCUGUCUGCUGCAUGAACCUAUGGGUCUAACCUAGAGCAAGGACUCCAGCAUCUCCAGGACUUUGUUUCAAAACCCAUGCUGCUUUCAGCACAGCCUUUGGGUCACAGGGACUGCUCGGGUAAGAUGGAAUUCCUGCUUGGAGCCACCACUUUUCUGCUCUCCUCGAUCACGGGUAACAAAACAAGCACGGCAGAAUUCACGCAUUACCUGCACCGCCCAGCACCUACUUUUAUUUCAGAAGCUUUCCCAAACUGCUUUCCUAAGUCUACAAUUAAGUGUUAGCGUUGUCAUGCUUUCCAGUUUCCUUCCUAGAAAUUUUCAGAGACCUGGUUUGUUUUUCUUUUCUUUCUUUGGUCCCUUUGAGUCAGAGCUGACUACUGGGAAUUGCCUGGACAAAUCCCUGAAGUUUUCUUUGCAACAUGUUCAGAAGUAGUUUGCCACUGUGUUCUUCUUCCUAGGGCUGAGAGAGAAGGGCUGGACCCAGGUCGCCCAACCCAGCUAGCUUCCUACCCAAGGCAGGACUAGAGCUCAGUCUCUUGUUUCUAGCCUGGUGCCUUAACCUUUACACCAAAUUGGUUUGCAGGAUCUUUUUAUCACCCUGUCCUUUCUAAAGUAAACAGUUCUAGCUCCCAGGUUCAAGCUUGGCAAAUUUCAUUCCUUUUUCCUCAGCCUGUUCUCUCACACUGAAUUUCAGGUACUCCCUCUGUGCAAUUCUAGGUCCCCAAUGGUUAGCGAGUUAGUGUUUAAAAACUAGGUUGACAUUCUAACUGUUUCUAAACUUUUUUAAAAAGAUCUUCCAAGGCAGUCUCUACGCUCUGAAAUUUACUGCAAUUUCAGACCAUUUUUCAAACCACCCAAGUGCCACUUUAAUCAUGUUUCCAUCUGGUCCUUAACCAUGCAUCUGAACUAGCCAACAUUUCUACCAAGCUUUUUACGAAGUUAUGUUAGGUACUAGUUGCAGGAGGUAAAAAUUUCUUGGGAGAAGAAUGAAUUUUAGAGCAACGGCUCAGAUUCUGUUGUGGCUCAACCAAGCUUUGCACACUGGGCUCUGAGCAAACAAGCAGACACCGCCGGAGUACUAAUUUGAGGGAUAAAAGCUUUAAUCCUUAUA